Momordica charantia (bitter melon) is the source of this 1928-nucleotide messenger RNA. Its product is annotated as receptor-like serine/threonine-protein kinase ALE2. NCBI's taxonomy places the organism in Eukaryota, Viridiplantae, Streptophyta, Magnoliopsida, Cucurbitales, Cucurbitaceae. Gene Ontology annotation, molecular function: protein kinase activity; ATP binding. The record is from RefSeq and is a predicted model, not a curated record. Gene Ontology annotation, biological process: protein phosphorylation.
ACAAGCAGCACGUGGAUUCACGUUCCAUGAUAGGGUUGAACGAUAACAUGAUAGAAAAGGAAAGCGCAAAGAAAAUGGAAGAAUAUGCAAACGAUGAACGAAUGCAUGAAAUUUUCGAUCUUUGUGAAUUUAAAAAGAUAAGGUUCAAGGUGGAAGUUCAUGCAGGGCCAUCCCCUAAGAAAGUUGCUGUUGAAAUUGCUAAAACUUACAAACCAACAUGGGUUGUUCUUGACAGGCGCAUGAAGAAAGAUCGGAAAUUCUUCUUAGGGAGACUGAGUUGCAAAAUAUCAAGAAUCAAAAGGGACAAUAGAGUCCAAGAGUUGAGAGGGAAAUUGGGAAUGGAAAGAGAAGAGGAAAAGGAGAUGGCCAAACCACUCACUCCAUAUCUCCCAAAAACCUCUCCCUCUCAAUUUAGUUAUGCUGAGAUGAUACCAGGAAGCCCUCCACACCAAUUUUCUCCCACUAAAAAAGAAGCAGAAGCGGAAGCAGAAUCAGAAAUCUUCGAAAUCGAAACAAUCCAUACGCAAUGGCGUUGUUCCAGCAAGAAAUUCACUUCCCUCUGCAAAUCAUCCUCAAGCGGCAAAGUUCAUGCACCGGCGGAGACUUCUUCUGGGGGAGAUUCAUCUCUUUCUCCAUUCUCCAUUUCCGAGGACUUCAAAACCUCCGCGUGUUCGAUCUGCCAUAUCAGGCGGCCCUAUGUUGGAUGGAGAAGGGAUUUCACUUACGCAGAGCUUCAUGCGGCUACGGAUGGAUUCUCGGGGCAUAAUUUCCUCUCGGAAGGUGGAUUCGGUUCGGUUUAUAGCGGCGAAAUUGAUGGGAUUAGGAUCGCUGUGAAACGGCAUAAACUUGCGAGUUCACAGGGGGAAAAGGAAUUCAGGUCUGAGGUUAAUGUUCUGAGCAAAGUAAGCCAUGAGAAUUUGGUGAUGCUUUUGGGUACGUGUAGAGAAGCGACUCACAGGCUGCUGCUUGUUUACGAAUAUGUCUGCAAUGGAUCCUUGGAGAAGUACUUGUCAAGGACUGCCAGCAGACCUCUCAGUUGGGAAAAGAGGAUGAAGAUAGCUAGAGGAGUUGCUAGAGGCUUACAAUAUUUGCAUGCAAACAACAUUAUCCACAGAGAUAUGAGACCAAAUAAUAUCCUCAUAACACAUGAUUACGAGUCACGGCUAGGAGAUUUCGGGCUAGCAAGAACUCAGUAUGAAAACUCAUCAGAAACCAGGGUUGUUGGGACAUUGGGAUACUUAGCACCAGAAUAUGCAGAAUUUGGUAAAGUGUCUACCAAAACCGAUGUUUAUGCUUUUGGUGUGGUCUUAUUACAGCUUAUUACUGGAUAUAGGACCACGGACAUGAUAUUUGAAGGAGAGAGUCUUGUGGGCUGGGCAAGACCAUUGCUAAAGGAGAGGAACUAUCCUGCUUUAAUAGAUCCAAGAAUAGCAGACUGCCAUGAUUUCUACCAACUCUUUUGGAUGGUUCAUGCAGUAGAGAAAUGUCUGAGGAAGGAUCCUCGCAAGAGAAUAACUAUGAAUAAGGUACUAGAAUACUUCAAUCAUGUUAUGGAUGGUGACACAAUGUGCAACAUCAGUGACCUUUCUCCAGCAGAAUCAUGUACACCACCAAUGAAUAACCGACACUUUUGAGUCACGGCGAGAUGGUCCAUCCAAUAAAUGACUGUCAGCUCCAGGUAAACCAAAUAUUGCUGAAAACCAUUCAGAAAAUUCUUCUCUAAAUAAUAGAGAUGUAGAAUAGAUAUAUUAUGUGUUGCUUAGGAGGUAGGAUUCUUCAUACAUAUUAUACUUGAGAGGUACUUGUUUGUUUUAGUGUUUCAAUGUGCAUUAAAAUGGUGCGAAAUUGCUUCCUCUGUAUACAUAUUUGAUAGUCUACAGCUGUGGAUAUGGGGUUGCUCUGAAAUGAAGGUUGUCAUUGGACCAAAA